AUAACAGUCUGACAUUGUCACAUAGUGAGAGUGUCCACUCAUUGGAUUCUCGACAGUCGGCGAUCAUUUGGAUAAUAUCAAAGAUCUAUCUAGUUGUGAAGUGAUAAUAUGACUUAUGACACUUAGAAUCUAGAAAAAUCUAGAUCUAUGUACUUCAUACUUUAAAUAAGAUUUAUAUAGAUCUAGAAUUCUAGAUUUUCAACUUCAUUUUUGUAUCAAUCAUUUUCAAGUUUAGAUUUUGUGUGCACUGCCUGUGAACUGUGAGGCCUGUGUCUGUGACUGUUAGUCACUGUUAAUAGUGUUAACUUCAACUGUAGACUAGACUCUACCUGUUGUCAAGUUUCAAGUUUUAAAUUAGGUUUAGAAUAUCUCAAAUUAAACUUAUUGAGUCAAAUAUGAUUUAAUAUCAUAUUUUUAAAAUUAUUAUUAUAUUUAUAUAAUAUCUGAUUUCUGAAUCUGUAGACUGUAGCCACUGUACUUGACUGUAGUAGGUAGAUCUAGUAUCUAAUGUAGAGUCUAGGUUAGUCAAAUUAGUGAUUAGCCGUAGUAGCGACAUUGUGACUGUCUCAGAUUUUUGUGUUAGAAUCUUCAAUGGAAAACAUAAUUAAAAUAGUGGUAUGCAAUUACAUUGUUAUCAUUAUUUCAUUGAUUAUUCAAGUGUCAGUGUCACAACAAACAGAAGCUGAUCUAUUGAAGCGCUGUCCUCCUAACUUGCACAAAACAUAUUUGAGGGCAGCAGAAUGGGAAAUAUGUUAUGAAUUCCACCUGGAAGAGAGAACAUGGCCACAGGCCAACAAUGUGUGUCGAAGAAAUGGUGGCCACCUUGUUACUAUAAGAGAGGAACGGAUCCAAAGUUUUCUGUUCAGAGCUCUGGUAGUCUUUCAAUGGAAGAGAAAUGGAGUAUGGAUUGGUGCCACAGAUAAAGAGAAAGAAAUGGAUUGGAAAUGGAUAACAGGUCAGCGUGUAAGAGAUGGUUAUAGCAAUUGGGCAAGAGGUCAACCAAACUGUGGGUUUUUUUGUAUGGAAGAUUGUGCUCUGAUGAAAUGGAAGGAAAGUGGAAAAUGGGAAGACUAUCACUGCACUCUUUUAGAAGAGUAUUCAUUUAUUUGUGAAUACGCAAUGCUUCCAAAACCAACUACCACUACAACAACUACCAGCACUACAACAACAUUGCCAUCCACCACUACUGAGACAACCAGCACAGACACCGCCACUGUCACAGAAACUAGCACAUUAGCUACGGAGGUGUCCAGCGCUCUUUCAGCCAACAUGAAAGGAGAAUAUAGAAUACAUGUUGAAGAUAUGGACAACAGCUCCUCAGUUUUUCUAAGUUUCAAUAGUGCUCAUAGCCAUCAGCUGGAGGAGAACUCUGUCAGUGAUAACAAAGGUUUGCUGAUAGCCCUUAUAAUAUCAGUCCUUGCUGGAAUUGUAAUAUGUCUCGCCAUAAUUGUACUCAUCAAACGCAGACAAAAGAAAAAGCAGACAGAAGCAGAUGAUGGUAUAAGUUAUGCUAAUCCAUAUUAUGGUGAGGCUAAACAGCCUCUAACAGCAGAAGCCAGUGGCAUAACUAAUACAGCCAUUGCUAAAGAGGAGGAGGUCAAAAGCUUUGUUGUUGAAGAGCAGUCUGAUGAUGAACCUGCAGUAACUCUACCUAGAAGAGUGAUGAACAUCUAUGACAAGCCACCAACACGUUCCGUCCCUCUGCAGAAUAAGAGCAGACCUGAGAAAAGUGAGGAAGCAGAUGCCAGCUUGGCUGAAAACUACUAUGAUGAAGUACGGAGUGCUGCUGGAAAAAGCCUCCCUAGCUAUGAUGUCCCUCGCUGUUUGAAGGAGACUGAGGAUGCUGCAUGUUUAGAGAACCAGUAUUAUAACUACACAGAAGAAAAUAUAUACGAGUCACUGGAGAGCUUGCAAAGGAAAUAAAUUUUCCUUAUUCCAAUGAAAACUUAUGAAGCAACGAAAUAUUUAAUAAUUUCAUUCUUUGAGAAAUUUGUAAAAAAAAUUGUUGCUUGGUUUUAUUGGAUUAUGACUCUAAUUAAUAAAAGUACACAAAAUACAAAACAUAUUUCCAUACAAAUGAUUAAAAAAAAUAUUGUUUGAUACCUUGACAAAACAUUUAGUUAACUUUUUUUUUUCUCUAAUUUAUGGAAAUGAGCCAGUUUAUUAAUGAAACUUCUCCUUAAGCUUUUUAACAUUAUUUUAUUUUAAACGUAUUGUUAUACCAUUGAAAUAGAAUGCUUUUAUUCUAAUAUAAAUUAGGUACAUAAAAAGAAAAUUCUAAACUCUUAGCAAUGUUUUCUUUAAAUUUAAACAUGUAUACUUUAUUUUUACUUCACCAUGUAAAGUCUUGUAACCAAUGAGUCUAAGAAUCAAAUCUUCAAACUAUUUUGCAAUAGUUUUACAAAAAUUAACUUUGUAAAGUGAUGUAUGUGUUUCAAACAUUGUUGUACAUAAAACAAAGUGUAAGUAGUCGGUACUUGUCUGAAGUGGAAAACUUUCAUUGCGUCUUUGUAUGAAAUAGCAUGCAAACAUAUUUUAUCUCACUUAUUUUUACGACAUGCAAAGAGCAUAUCUAUUGUUUAUAUAACUUCAUUUUCUAGACAUAAUAUCUCUAUAUAACUUAUUCUUUUUGUUCAUAUUGCUAUAUUACAUUAUGAAUGUGAAGUUUUAUUGUGGCACUUAUUUAUUCUACUCCUUAAGUUUCAUUUUUUUUUAACAUCUCAGUUGUUAAGAAAUUUUUAGCACCUAUAUUUGAUUAACAUCCAACUUACCUAUUGCAUUGAUAUCUUAGGCUAAGGAGCCAUACUUACAUUGUUCACCUUUUUUUUUGAGUUAUUUCUGUUACUUAGAACCCUAAGAGCAUAAUGAAUUCUGUGCUGACACCAUGCAAUAUUUUUACAAUCUUUAUUUAUACUGGUGAGUUCAGUUUCUGCUAUUUAAGUCUCAUUUUUCAUUCCUGCUUUCUGAGUUUCAGAUGCUAUCAAUCAUCUUCCAAACAGCAUUUCUAUAUCAUUCCGGCUCUACGUGUGAUAAUAACUUGUAGUUAAAACUUGUUGUUUACCACGAGUUUGCUUUGGUGUUAACCAUGUACUUAUACUCUUUCUCUUAACAAAAACAAUAUUGAUCACUUGCCUGAAUUCUUAGAAAUUUGUUAUUAUGAACUGUUCAUUUGUACCAGUACUAGCAUUCAUAUCGUAUUAUUUUAAAAAAGUUAAUAAAUAUACUAUAGUUUGAUUUUAAAUCUUUUCCUAUAUACAUAAUUAUAUGAGGGCUGGGUGUCGAAGGGCCUGGUCUGCUUCAACACAUCUUUCUAUUAUAAUCUCCCUUGGGCUUAUCGUCUCAUGCCUGAAGUUAGAGUAGAUCUGCCUCUCUACAUCAUCAAUCCAUCAUAUUUGUGGUCUGCCUUUGGGUUGCUUACCAGCAAACACACUGACAAAAGUUUGCACAUCAGAGUAUUUCUCAUCACUUUUUGUUUCAUAUGAAUAAAACUCUGUUUUGAAGUAUAGAACUCGUUCAACACAGAUCACUUUUCAAACUGCUGUUAAAGUGCAGCAUUUUUGGUCAACAUUUGAUUUUAUGAAGUAUCACUUGUAUAAUUCAUAACUAGAUAAAAUAUUUUUCUUACGAAUAUACAAUGAUACAAAUAAUAAUUUGGAAUAUAUACAUUUUAAACAUUUUUAAUAGAUGUUAUAUUUUUUAGAAUGUCUUUACAGGAGAUGUUAUAGGUGAAGUAGAUGUAAACAAACUCAUUUCUUUACCUAAUAAUUUAAAAACAACAUUGACUCUUCUAAAUGUACCAUAUUUUUAAUUAAUUGUACCAGUAUUUGUUAAUAAUGUAAAUAUCUUUUAUAUGUGCAUGUUAAUUUUAUUUUCUAGUUUGUAAUUUGUUCUAAAACAUUACACAAAUCUUAUUUGCUUAAAUAUGUAGGAUCUUUUUGUUGACAUUAAACAAUGUCUUAUCAAAUAUCAUCACAGUGUAUGGAGUAUCUAAAUCAGAUUCUUUGUAGACUUUUGUUCAUUAUGGCUUAUUUUUAAUGUAGACUAUUUGUAUUGAACAAUUCUUAUGUAAUCUUAUUUUCUAAAUUAUAUUACCCGGCUGUCAUUUUAAGACUUCUCUUGCUUGCUUUUUUUAAUUUUUGAAUUCAGUACAUGUAAUUGUUAAUUCUUUUUUUUUUUCUUUUUUUCUAGUCUCACUUUGAUGUGUUUCAUAAGUUUUAUUUAGAGAUAUUCCAUAUUUGAUUAUGAUCAAUGAAAUUGUGAACCUAUAGUUUUGAUACAAUUUAACUUUCUUUAAUUAUUGUUUAAAAAUCACUAUGACUCUUUUACUCUUCUUUCAAAUUUAUAUUCAUUCAUAUCUUUGACUAGUAUUUUGUUUAUUAAAGGUAAAAGUGUUUUCUAAAUUUAAUACACAGCCAGACUUAAAUUUUAGGUGUUUAUAUGGGAAUUAAUGCAAUUUGACAUCUAUUUGUAUAUAUCACUAAGAAUGGGCAUUACUUAUAAACUACUAAAUUUAGACCAUUCCAAAACACUGAAAUAUUGUUAUAUAUUUUUAUUUUACUUUCAAUUUCAUUUGAUACAAUAAUUCAAAUUUUGUGUAGUGUUGUGAUAAAAAAAAAAAAAAGGAAAUCGGGUAAAAUAGCUUUUUUUACUUUUAAAAGGGAUAAGAUUACAAUAUGAGGUUAUAUUGUCUCUGUUAUUAAAAUCUUAAUUUAUUUAAGUCUUCCGUUUUAUUAAGCAUGGGCAAAUGUGAAUAUAUUUGAUAUUCAAAAUACUUUUUUGAAAAUUACUUUUAUGAUUGAUGUGGUUCUUAUUUUACUAAUAAAAUAUUCGUCAGGGAAGCAGAUAUAUUCCUGAUCUAGAAAAAAAAACAUAAUGCGCCCACGCUUAGCUAAAAAUACCUAUAAAUGGAAGUUCCAUGAGUAUCCUAUGGGCCUGUAUGUAAAAAAAUUAUAUAGAUUUAUAUUUUUGGUAGAUGUGUGUUAUUAUUUUUUCUCUUUUUUUUUUUUUUUCAAUCCAUCAGAUUAUUUAUUUUUUAUACAUCUGUUUUUCUAUCUAUAUAUUGUUUCUAUAUAUUUAAAAAUGACAUGUAUAGAGCUUAUCAAAACUGCAUGUGAUCAGUAUAGGGUGAGCCAUAUAACAAUGUAUAAUAACAAUAUAUAUUGGUUUAGAAAUCCUUUAUUUAUUUUAAACAUAUAAUAUUUAGUUAGUGAAUGAACUGUCUAGUCUGCCAAAUAGCCAACACUGCUAAUUUUUACAUCACAUUAUUCACUGCAACUUUUUUUUAAACACAGUUCACGAUUUGAAAUAUAAUAAUGACUUAGUAGAAACAUUUAUACUCCAAUUAUUAAUGAGGAACAGAAUGUGACAUAGGCUAAUGUCAACUUUGCUGAAAUUUUUAUUCCAAAGACAUGUAGAAAUGAUGUAAUUCUGUAACUACAUGGUGUGAUCUGUUUCAUGUGUUAUAAUAAACUACUGGAAAAAAAAACUACUGUUUUAAUUUGUGAAUAAACUGUAAUUAACACAA
This is a messenger RNA of Biomphalaria glabrata, 5524 nucleotides long. RefSeq lists its product as uncharacterized. The coding region runs from base 592 to 1923 and encodes 443 amino acids. The record is from RefSeq and is a predicted model, not a curated record. NCBI's taxonomy places the organism in Eukaryota, Metazoa, Mollusca, Gastropoda, Planorbidae. The transcript has 8 exons.